ACCGACCUCAAUGUACUCUGUUUAGAUUUCGGAAUUCACUCGCAGUUGAAUCCUCACCCUCAGGACCUCCACAACCCCCCCAACUCCAUCAGACUUUUUCUUGCGCAUGCUCUCAUAAUUCCACCCAACAUGGCAUCGCCGCAACUUGCGAUAGCCAAGGUCUCCUUCUCAGCAGUCCUCCUCCGCCCCGACCCCGUCUCGUGCCCGCGCAUCGAGAUCGAUGAGUUCCUCGCCCAGCUUGACGCGACCCUUCUGCGGUGCUCUCCAGCCAACGUUCAGAAAAGCAAGCAAUGGAUCCUGAACCGCAUAGUGCACUCCUCGCCCCGGACUGCAGCCCUGGCAAAGUACCUGACAGCUCUGGCAAACUCCUUCAACACCGACAUCGCAGCUAGCAGGCAGGCGCGUGAGCCUUCUGCCAAACGAAAACGCCUGCACAUCCUGCAUGUCCUGAACGACGUGCUCUACCACACUUGCGUUCGACGCGGGGAGGACAGCUUUGCUUCCCAGCUAGAGUCAUCUCUGCCAGCCUUGCUUCAAAGCGCUGCAGCAUUCGCGAAUGCCCCCAAGCAUGCAAAGAAGAUAUCAGACCUUGUCAACAUCUGGGACGAGCACAAAUGCUUCUCGAGCGCGGUCAUUACCAAGCUACAAGAUACAAUCCGAGAUGCGCCCACGUCUGAUUCCGUCUCCGCUGCCGAUGGGACUACUGAAGGUGCUGCUGCGGGUGCGAAACUGUCCAAAGAUGCCCCCUACAUCAUGCCGUCUAUGCACGGAGAUGCCAAUGCCCCUUGGUAUGAUCUCCCUGCUGCCAACUGGCUACCUGUCAUCGAGCCCAACUCGUCCAGGCCCAUGAAUCCCUCCAUGAUCAAGCCUCUGCAGUUCAUGCCGGGACCUGCCGACAAGAGCUUGGUUGAAGCUGUCCAGAGCUUGCUUGCAGAUGUCGACCGCAUCUAUGCAAAAGAUUACUGUCUUGGUGAGAAUUCAGGGGAAGAUCUGGACAUGCUCGGGCAACGAGUCACUGUCAACGAGAGCACAGGAGACGUGACUGGUGGCGAGACAUACUAUGGAUGGUCGCGAAGCUUUUGCGACAAGAUGAAACAGCGCCGCAAGAAGGGAAAUGGGCAUCAAGUUGAUGGACGUGGUCGAAGUACAUCACGCUCACAGUCGCCAAGUUUGAGCCGCAGCCCUUCCCCCCCAGCGUUCAAGAGAAGGCGCAUGUCGGACUCACGGAGCCCGAGUACAAGCCGGAGCAAGAGCAGAAGCCGCCGGCGGAGCUACAGCAGGGACCGAAGCCGCCGACGCUCAUACACUAGAUCGCGGUCAACAUCUCCGCGUAGGGAUGGGCGCUAUCCACCUUCACGCUCUGGUUCUCGUUCUCGCUCGCGCGACUACAGCCCUCCGCCGCCUCAGCCGCCCCCGUCCCAUACUUACACUCAGCCAGACAACGGCCAUCGUCAUCAAAACUAUUCAGCUCCCGCUCCUCCGCCUCCGUUACCAAACAUGCCGCCGGGCACGACGUUCCCAUUCGGCGUUACUCCACCACCGCCGCCGCCUAAUUGGCAAGGUCCUUGGCCGCCCCCGCCCCCUCUUCCACCGACGGCGGGAUUAAACUGGAUACCCGGCCAGGGACUACCUAUGCCUCCGGUUGCGACGGGCUGGGGCGCACCACUCUCUCGGGCGCCACCGGUAACGCCAUUUAAUGGCCAUCAAGGCUUCAAUCAGGGUGGACAGCGACCGCACGGUCCUUACGGCGGGCGGGGAGAUCAUCGUGGUGGCCGAGGUGGAUACAGGGGGAGCCGCGGCGGGUGGUGAUAUGUUGGUAUUGUAUAC
This is a messenger RNA of Truncatella angustata, 1827 nucleotides long. RefSeq lists its product as uncharacterized. The coding region runs from base 130 to 1809 and encodes 559 amino acids. Gene Ontology annotation, biological process: intracellular calcium ion homeostasis. Gene Ontology annotation, cellular component: perinuclear region of cytoplasm. Lineage: Eukaryota; Fungi; Ascomycota; Sordariomycetes; Amphisphaeriales; Sporocadaceae. The transcript is spliced from 2 exons. The record is from RefSeq and is a predicted model, not a curated record.